Messenger RNA from Aspergillus wentii DTO 134E9, 531 nucleotides. RefSeq lists its product as uncharacterized. The transcript is spliced from 2 exons. NCBI's taxonomy places the organism in Eukaryota, Fungi, Ascomycota, Eurotiomycetes, Eurotiales, Aspergillaceae. The record is from RefSeq and is a predicted model, not a curated record. The annotation marks the transcript as partial.
AUUUGUGACAUGCGUCGGGCUGCCACCGAGGCGAAACGAAGCCACGACCACAAGGCCAAGUGGGCUUAUGGCGGGCGCGGACCUCAGGGCUGCCGGCCAUACAGCAGAUCUGGUGCAGUGACUCGUCCUGCCAUGCCAGAGUCUCACUAUAUGACUAUGUCCCGAGCUAUCCGGCGUGUUAACCAGCAUAACCUCGACCACCUGGCCCACGAUGCCAAAACAGCCUUGCGUUAUGAUAUUCGGGAGGAACUCGAUAACGGACCGUCGGACUCAUCGAGUGACGAGGAGGUGAACGAACCGGCUGCGGUGAAGGUGCUCGAGAGUCUCCAAGACGACGAUGCUACCAUGUCGUACGAAGUGUCCGGCCAAACCAUCCUGUCUGAUGCCGUGACCAAGGCCCUCGAGAAGUACGAGACCAAGGAAACGGAGAAGCUCGUCAAGGAGUAUGAGAUUGUGUCGCACGAGAGCGAGAUGGGCGGAGGCUAUCUGGCCGACGAUGACUUUGAGCUGGUCGACCGUGUUCAUCUGUGA